This is a messenger RNA of Salmo salar (Atlantic salmon), 3900 nucleotides long. NCBI's taxonomy places the organism in Eukaryota, Metazoa, Chordata, Actinopteri, Salmoniformes, Salmonidae. The record is from RefSeq and is a predicted model, not a curated record.
AUGGGAGCCCUCUGCUGGGGGGGAGACGGGGUAGACGGGACCCCCGUCAGGGAUGAGAGCGGGGGCACCCCCACCCAGGACGAAAUCAUGGACACACCAGGGGGUGUCUCCUCUGACCCCCUUGGCCUCAACAGUGACCCCAAGAGCUUAGGCUCAUCCAUAGGUCAUGAUCUUUCACCCACGGCCUACCGCAGUGACCCUUGGGACGCCGUCAUCACCCCAACAGGAAGCAGCAGCGACGUGGACUUCCUCUCUUCCUCUUCUCGUUUCCAAGGCUACGGAGCGGGGAAGAAGGCCGCCAAGCUGAAGGAGGAAGAUUCGAAGAGGAAGAUUAGCUCUUCAUCACUGGGAAGCAGCAAGGUCAAGAAGGAUGGACAGAACAGUCACGGGAAGAGUCACGGGAACGACAGAUCAGUCGAAGGAGAGAGGAGAGCGUCCAUAGGUUCUCGCAAGACCAGCAGCGGGUCAGAGGAGGGAGGAAUGAGUGGAACGAGGGAUGAAAAGGGAAAGAGGGGAGGAGAGGAUGGUGGGGGCUCAUCUGACGGGGAGGGAGGGCAGUACCACCGCAUCGAGACCCUGGUGUCGCCUUGCACAGAGGGAGCACCUUUCCAAUCACUGGGGGGCUUCUCAAACCGCCAGCCAACCGGAGAGCGCAUCCAGACGGUGGAAAGUAUCCGCGUGAUUGGCCAAGGGCUGCGUCGCGGGGGUGGAGGAGAAGGGGGGAGGCCAGGCGGAGGGAUGUGGUACGAUGAGGAAGGGUACCUGGAUGCCCAGCCCCCCUCACCUUCUCCUCAGGGCGGCUCUGACGACAUGACUUCACCCACCAUGCCUCCCCCGACCUCACACCACCACCUUCCUCCUCAUCCUCAUUCUAAUCACCCUCCCCACCCUCAUCCGCACGGCCCCCCACCCCAGUUUCAGAUGCCCCCCUACCAUGGGGAGAACCCCCAGGGUCCCCUCCCCUCACACCUCCACCAUCACCCCCCUCCUCCCUUCUUCAACUCCCCUCCUCCACCCAUCCCACGCCCUCCACCCCCUCCCAUGCCCCAGCUCCCUCCACCCCCGCGCAACUUCCUCCCCCCCUCGGCAGUCAUGGUAGGCGGGGUUCUAGUCCCCAUUGACCGCCAACUGCCCCUCCCUCCCCAGGUCCGCCCAGACGGAGGAGGAGACCGAGGGGGGAUGGGAGGGGGACCCAGGGGGGGUAAAGGUGGCCCCACUCCCCUCAUGUCCUCUCUGUUAGGGGAGCCCCCUAAGAUGCCUCGUCCCGGCACAGUCAAAGAGCAUUUCGCUCCCCGCCACGCACCCCCUCUCCACCGCCCCGGCACCCCCGGUGCCCCGCCUCCCUUAUUGGGCCGUGUCAAGGAUGGCAUCAACCUCCCUCCUCCCUCUCCCUCCUCCUCCACCCCUCCCUCUCCCUCAGGCGACCCCCUGCUUCCUCGCCCCCAAGCUCCUCCGCUCCAGCACCCUCCAGCUAGCCCGCCUGCCCAGCCCCGACACCCAAACCCCAACCAUCCCCACCGUCCCUCGCCGUCCCUCCUGCGCCUACCCUCCCCUAACCCCCACCCCUCCAUCAACUCUAUCCCCCAGAGACCUCUACUCCACCCUCGUGGCCCCCCUCUCCACCCGCACCUAAACCGAGAGCCACCCAUGUUCCGCGGGGGCAAACGUCCUGGCCCUCCAUUUGGCGGGGGCCGAGGAGGUCCCUUCUACCCCCCCAAGAGACCUUUCUUACCCCCACGCUAUUGAAAUGUUAACCCAUGCUGAAUGAAAAGCAACCCACACACCUAGCUACCCGACACAGGGAGAAGAUGUGUAGAACCCUUAUGGAGCAACAAUGUUCUCUGCUUCCCCUCACUAAAGCAGUGAGGGAGUAAUGGAGGUGUGAACUAGAAGGAAGACGACAAGCACAGAUCAAAUAGAAACAGGUGGUUAUUCUAUUUCACUAAAAUUCUACUUACCUCCGGUAUUGUGUGAAUAAGCUGAUAUAAACACUUUCAGAGAGAAAGAGAGCGAGAGAUAGAUGGGAUGGGCUGGAGAGAUGGGAUGGGCUGGAUGGAGGGAUAGAUGGGAUGGAUGGAGAGAUGGGAUGGGAUGGAUGGAUGGAGGGAUAGAUGGGAUGGAUGGAGAGAUGGGAUGGGAUGGAGGGAUAGAUGGGAUGGAUGGAGAGAUGGGAUGGGAUGGAUGGAGGGAUAGAUGGGAUGGAUGGAUGGAGGGAGCGAUAGAUGGGAUGGAUGGAUGGAUGGAGGGAGCGAUAGAUGGCAGGGGGUUUGAUUGAGGAACAAAGUUGCUCACUGAGAGUGUGUCCUAAAUACAACCAUUUUUCUCAAUAGGAUUUGGUUCUCCAGAUGAGUGCUGACUUUAUGAUCAGUGAUGUUGUGGAGUUUCUCCACCAUAACCCCUACGUGCUCACAGUGCAUCAUAUUGGAAAUAAUAACCUUGUUUCUCUCCUUCUAGAGGUUUUCAUGCUUAAGUCUCUCUUCCCUCUGUAUAUUUCUCAGCUUUUAAAUGUAUAGACUGAAUGAGUUGGCUGUGUUGCGACUGUUAAACCUCGGUUGUUUGUGUAAAGAGCAGAGUCAUCGCUAUUCGCUAACUUGUGAUUGACGCCAUUGUGAAGAAGCCUUAGCUUUAGUUACACACCGAAGGCAGAGAUGUUCGUGCUUCUCAUUGCUCUAACAAAACACCAGUCUGUCCAUCUCCAUCUCUCCAAUCUGAGGGGGGAGGAGAGUGAAGAAUCGUCCAGUGUAAAGACGCAUUUAACCGAUAAUGAUGAGUUGUGGAGACUCACAGUAGUUGAGGCGGGUGCUUUAGAAGUUUGAACUAUGAACCCGCUGUGUCUCUCUACUAGGCCAUCGCUACCUGUAUUGUCUUUAAUAAAAUCCAGUUUCAACCCAACCAAGGGGAGGGUACUACUUUCUUUGAUACAGUCAUGGAUACCGGUAAGACCAGUCGCAGCAGUUGUCAUGGCUGCUGCAGUAUGAUAAUGUUAUUUUGUAGUUAUUCAAAGCUGAAUUGAAAUGCUGAAACAUUACUUAUAACAGUACAAACAAUGUCAUUUUGUUGCCCAACUGCUGAUUUGUUCUGAGUUGUUUUGGAUUUCUUGCUGUGAUUUUUGUUGUGGCUGUAACUUCAUGUCAGAUGUAAAAUAUCUAUACUUGCCUAUGCAUGUGCAGUGCACUGUCUGUCCAGUCCAGAAGUUUUUUUGUUUUGUUACUUUUGACCUUUUCCCUUCGCUACCUUUCCUAGAUUUAUCCUCCUUUCCUUCCUCUGACGCUGUACAUUUACAACUGUAGAAUACCAAAUAACACCGAUGACGAAGUGAUGAGUGAAUUAUCUGCAAACAUUCAUUACUCAUUAAGAUGAUGGAAAACUAUGUAAAUGCUCCUCUAAAUUUCCCGUCAGUGUUAGUUUAUGAGUUUAUAGUGUUCUGCUAUAAAUGUCUGAAUGGAAGCGAUGCUGUUCUGAAUCAAUGGUACAGAGCAGCUACUACUCUGACUAUAUGUAUGAUGUGAUGCAUCUCUGUCACUGCUGAUAAUGACUAGAUUAACGCAGGCAGGUUGGUUUGCGCACGUUUCCCUGCUGUACAGCAGACUAAUGACAUCCCUUCUAACUCAUACCUCAGUUAGACAGAGCUAGCCACUAGGGUGGAUUCAGAGAUGUAAUCAUUUUCUUUGAACAGUUUGUUUAAAUAAUAUUGUCAUUCAAUGUACCCUUGAGUUUGAAAUAUGUUUGUUUGAAUAAUUUGCGUGAAAAUGCUUAAGAUUUGAUGAAUCUGAUGGUGUGUGUGUGUAGUAUGCAUUAACUAUGUAAUGAUUCAGUCAUGAAGGGGUGGUUGUUAUGUUCUCCUUGUGUUUAGAUGCAUUGCUAUUCUUUUUAUGAUCAUCAAUGAUGUUCUAUCAUUAA